AUGCUUAGCUUGCAUGGUGUUGUUAGUAAAGUAGUUAGGAGCUUCUUGAAGCUGUUAGUGGCAGUUAGGGUUGUUAGUAUCAGUUGUGAAAUUCCUAAACAAGACAUUGUUAAGCUCACUGAGCAUACGUAUCUUUUAUGGAAACAUCAGGUUACUCUGGUGAUUGAUGCUUAUGGUCUAUUUCGGUAUAUCUCCAACACUGUUGAUGUUCCAGGAGAAUUUGUUACUGAUGGCCAACGUGUUGAAAAUUCAGCGUUUGUGUUCUUUUGGCAACAGGACAAACUGUUAGCUUCUUGGAUUUUAACCACUGUGAGCAUGGACGUCUUACCCCAUUUGACGGGUCUCACAUCGUCAUUAGCCAUAUGGAAUACCAUUUCUCGGCUUCUUGAAAGAUUAAGCUCCCGAGAUGUUGUUUCUUGGACUUCUAUUAUUUCAGGUUCUGUGCUAUGUGGAUCCAUGCAUGAAGCGCUUCUGGCUUUCUUUAGGAUGCAAGAAGAUGGGGUUGCACCCAACGAGGUGACAAUUAUGAGCAGUUUACAUGCAUGUUCCUUCAUUGGACGACUAAGGAUUUUACAGGGGUUCAUGCCUUGGUUUCAAAAUUAG
Molecule: messenger RNA, 603 nt
Organism: Hibiscus syriacus
Lineage: Eukaryota; Viridiplantae; Streptophyta; Magnoliopsida; Malvales; Malvaceae
Product: pentatricopeptide repeat-containing protein At5g39350-like
Exons: 2
Coding region: 1-603 (200 amino acids)
Molecular function (GO): protein binding
Source: RefSeq, a predicted model, not a curated record